Messenger RNA from Arachis stenosperma, 1065 nucleotides. RefSeq lists its product as uncharacterized. NCBI's taxonomy places the organism in Eukaryota, Viridiplantae, Streptophyta, Magnoliopsida, Fabales, Fabaceae. The coding region runs from base 1 to 1065 and encodes 354 amino acids. The record is from RefSeq and is a predicted model, not a curated record. The transcript has 2 exons.
AUGAUAAAACUCAUAGCAUCUUACAAUGAUGAAGUUGCAAGAACUGUGUUAGAAAAUGCUCCAUAUAAUGCUAAAUAUACUUCACAUCAAAUUCAAAAGGAAAUCUUGCAUAUACUCUCAAACAAGGUGAGAAAGCAUAUUUGUGAAGAAAUUGGAGAUUCCAAGUUUUGCAUUGUAGUAGAUGAAGCUCGUGAUGAAUCCAAAAGAGAACAAAUGGCACUUGUUUUGAGAUUUGUUGAUAUACAUGGUUUUAUUCAAGAGCGUUUUUUUGAUCUUGUACAUGUCAAAGAUACUACAUCAUUAACUCCAAAACAAGAAUUGUGUGGUAUUCUUUCUCAACAUGGUCUUGAUGUCUCUAAUAUUCGUGGUCAAGGAUAUGAUGGCGCCAGCAACAUGAGAGGAGAAUGGAAUGGGUUACAAGCAUUAUUCUUAAAAGAUUGUCUUUAUGCUUACUAUAUCCACUGUUUUGCUCACCGAUUACAACUUGCAUUAGUUGCUGCAUCAAGAGAAGUUAUUCCUGUGCAUCAGUUUUUUUCAAAAUUGACUUUCAUCGUCAACAUCAUUUGUUCUUCUAGUAAGCGACAUGAUGAGUUACAUGCUGCCAAGACAGAUGAAAUUGUCCAUUUAUUAGAGUUUGAUGAACUUGAAACUGGUAAAAUCAAAUUGAUUAUUGUUGAUGGAUCAACUUAUUCUCAGCGUGGUGAUGCAGAUAGUGCUUAUAAUACCCAGACCUCAUUUGAGUUUGUAUUGAUCUUGCAUUUGAUGAAAGAUAUGAUGGGAAUAACUGAUAUUCUUUGUCAAGCUUUACAAAAGCAGUCUCAAGACAUAGUUAAUGCUGUGCAACUAGUUCAUUCUACAAAAACACUUAUCCAAAACAUGAGAGAUGACAGAUGGGAGGAAUUAUUGAAAAAUGUGAAAUCAUUUUGUGAGCAACAUGAUAUUCUAAUUCCUGAUUUAACUGCUUCUUAUGUUGCAAGGCAAGGACGCUCGCGUCACCAAAAAGAUCAUAUUACAGUUGAGCAUUAUUUUAGAGUGGAGAUAUUUUUAGUCACAAUUGAUAAGUGA